UUUGUUUGACCUUUUUUUUUUUUCUCUUUUUCAUUUCUUCUUCAAUUUUUCUGAGUUUUUUAGAGAAAAGUUUUCUAUUAAUUUAUUUUUAUUGUGGAUGUAAUUUACAAGUUUAAUUUCCCUAGCGUGUCUUUACCUUUUGCCUUGUCUCCGUCUCGAGACAAAAAGAGAAAGACAAACACUUUAUGUCUUUCUUUUUUUCCUCUCUCUCUCUUGCUCCGACCAUUUUCAAAAUUUGUAGCUAAUUAUGGCCUUAGAGGCUAUUGUUUACCCACAAGAUCCAUUCUCCUACAACUCUUACAAAGAUCUUCAGUCUCACGACUUAUAUUUUCAACAAGAAGAAGAUCGAGAUCCCCUAGAAACCAAGAACAACAUUAAGCUAGGGCAAGAACAAAGACAAGGGUUUGCGAGUAUUAGUUAUAACGGUAAAAGCGGAGAUAACAAUGAUGAUUAUAACUACAACGAUCAGGAGGAUCUUCAAUGGCCACGAGACGACCUUCCUUAUGGAUCUAUCGUCGACACCGAGAACCAGCCUCCACCGUUGGUUUUAGCGAUGGGAGAAGGGAGGAGAAAGAGGAGGAGGACGAAGAGUAGCAAGAACAAGGAAGAGAUCGAGAACCAGAGGAUGACUCACAUCGCCGUCGAGAGAAACCGUCGGAAACAAAUGAAUGAGUACCUCGCCGUUCUCCGUUCUCUCAUGCCACCUUCUUAUGCUCAAAGGGGAGAUCAAGCGUCGGUAGUAGGCGGAGCCAUUAACUACUUAAAGGAGCUUGAGCAUCAUUUACAAUCAAUGGAACCUCCGGUAAACACCCCUGCCAUAGGAGAAGCCGGAGGCGGCCCCGGCGACCAUAAAACCGUUGCUGCCAGCUCAUCUGGACCAUUCUUAGAUUUCUUCGCUUUUCCACAAUACUCGAGAAGGCCUUCCUCGUCGUUGGUGGCUGAAGGAACGGCGGAGAUAGAGGUGACGAUGGUGGAGAGCCAUGCAAGUGUGAAGAUACUUGCGAAGAAGAGACCAAAACAGCUUCUUAAACUCGUGGCGUCGAUACAGAGCUUAAGGCUUACUGUUCUUCAUCUCAAUGUUACAACUCGUGACGACUCCGUCCUCUAUUCCAUCAGUCUAAAGGUUGAAGAAGGGAGCCAAUUGAAUACAGUGGAAGAUAUUGCAGCAGCUGUGAAUCAAAUCCUAAGGAGGAUCGAAGAAGACUCAUCCUUUAGCUAAUAUAGUUGAAUUUUAGUAUGCCACAUUUAGAGGAACUCUAAGUUUUCAUGUGUUAUUUUUUACUCUUUACAUAUUAAAAUAAAAUAAAAAUAAGUAACUUUUCAUUGGUCUUUCUGUAUUUACUGCUUCACUUUUUCUUGUAUGAUGAUGCUUCAUUUGUCCUUUC
Messenger RNA from Raphanus sativus (radish), 1385 nucleotides. Its product is annotated as transcription factor bHLH96. The coding region runs from base 248 to 1219 and encodes 323 amino acids. Gene Ontology annotation, molecular function: DNA-binding transcription factor activity, RNA polymerase II-specific; protein dimerization activity; RNA polymerase II cis-regulatory region sequence-specific DNA binding. The record is from RefSeq and is a predicted model, not a curated record. Gene Ontology annotation, biological process: regulation of transcription by RNA polymerase II. The transcript has 3 exons. Lineage: Eukaryota; Viridiplantae; Streptophyta; Magnoliopsida; Brassicales; Brassicaceae.